AUGGGGAGUGGCGGAGGGUGUGUGAUUGGAGGAUAUAGCGACCACGACCCCAGAGGCACAGGGUCCUUUUGGUUGUCCGACGUCAAUUGCGCCGGAACUGAAGAGGGUUUGUACAACUGUUCGUCCCCAGGGUGGGGCACCAUCAGCUAUUUAUGCGGCACCGGAGACUACGACGAUGCUGGGGUCAUCUGUAAAGCACGAUAUAGCGACCAUGACCCCAGAGGCACAGGGUCCUUUUGGUUGUCCGACGUCAAUUGCGCCGGAACUGAAGAGGGUUUGUACAACUGUUCGUCCCUAGGGUGGGGCACCAUUAGCUAUUUAUGCGGCACCGGAGACUACGACGAUGCUGGAGUCAUCUGUAAAGCACCUGGCGAUGGUGCUGUUCGCCUGGUGAACACAACUAGCCCCUACGAAGGCCGUGUUGAGGUGUACUAUGCCGGGGAGUGGGGACGUGUGUGUGACUACUACUGGGGCUUAAAUGACGCCAAAGUGGUUUGCAGGCAACUUGGAUUGGCUGGGGCUCAUUCGUCUUUUUCAGGCUGGAGUCCGAGAGGCACUGACGGUGACGGUGACUUGCGUCUUAUUAACACAUCAAAUGCGUACGAAGGCCGUUUGGAGAUCUAUUAUUCUGGAAGAUGGGGGAGAGUUUGUGACUACGGCUGGGACCUGACUAGCGCUGACGUGGCGUGUAAACAGCUUGGUUUCACCGGAGCCCACACACGGAUACUGGGGACGUCACCACGGGGGACAGGUCAUUACUGGAUAAGCGAUUUGAAUUGUCAGGGAUCUGAGUCGACCCUAGGAGAUUGCUCCCAUGACGGCGUUGGUAUCAUCUCAUCUUAUUGUUCCGAAUCUUCGUCAGAUGAUGCCGGCGUUCUCUGUAAAGGACCCAAUGACGGAGAAGUGAGAUUGAUCGGCGACUCACAGUAUCAUGGACGAGUGGAGAUAUUCUACGCAGGAGACUGGGGAAGAGUGUGUAAAAGCGGUUGGUCCUGGAAUGAAGCCAAAGUGGCAUGUAGACAGCUUGGCUUCAGCUUGGGUGCUGAAUUACUGGACAUCUUGGACACCGAGGGGGACUUCGAGGGUGGUUCUAGGUAUUGGUUCUACGCCUGUCUGCCCUUCUGUGUUUCCGACUAA
Lingula anatina is the source of this 1137-nucleotide messenger RNA. RefSeq names its product scavenger receptor cysteine-rich domain superfamily protein-like. Lineage: Eukaryota; Metazoa; Brachiopoda; Lingulata; Lingulida; Lingulidae. Gene Ontology annotation, cellular component: membrane. The record is from RefSeq and is a predicted model, not a curated record.